UUGAGAUGGAGCUGAGGUUUGGGUGUAAAAUAGAAGCACUGGUUGAGAAGAUGAAAGUGAUACUGCAGAUCUUUGCAGACGCCUAUUCCGUACAGAAUGCUACAUUCGUUGAUCUCGACUCACACCUGCGACCAAGGGGAUGCCGGUACCAGCUCAUAUCUUUGGAAGGUGGGACUGCUGUGCCAGGACCUAUGGUGGUGUAUGGAACAGACAAGCUUAUCCGUUGUGGUGGAACGCCGGAACAGAAGUUACGUCUGACUGAGACAACAGCAUUGGAAGAGGCGCUCAUCCUUUGUUUGGGCGUCUACUACAUGAAAAGUUUAACCUACCCGUCUGCAUUCGCUCAGCUACUUGGCCUUCUGCAGAUCAAGGUGCUUAGGGACCGGAACUUUCACAAAGGUUGGAUAAAGCCACAAAUGGCAGCCUUGUUAGACAUAAUUCCAUGAUAAGUGCCUGUGGUAAUCUCAGUGCAAAUGCGCAUUCAUGUUUGGCCAUGAUG
Molecule: messenger RNA, 499 nt
Organism: Ornithodoros turicata
Lineage: Eukaryota; Metazoa; Arthropoda; Arachnida; Ixodida; Argasidae
Exons: 2
Coding region: 6-446 (146 amino acids)
Source: RefSeq, a predicted model, not a curated record